AUGGGAUCAUCGACCUUUGAGAAGGUAUGCUCUCCGAGAUCCUUUGUUUUGUUUGUUCUGCUGAUUUCUUCACCGAAUAUAGUUGCUUUUGCCUCUUCCUUAAAUGAUGAAGCCGAUGCGCUUCUCAAAUGGAAAGCCACCCUCGAAAACGAAGCCCAGCCUCAACUAUCUUCAUGGACUUUCUUCCCUAACAAUGCCACUACUUCUUCUUCCAAUCCUAAUUCAAGCAGUACGAGUCCUCGUUCCUGGUUUGGCAUCGGCUGCAACUCCGCUGGAAAUGUCAUCGGAAUGAAUCUUAGUGGUUCAAGCUUAAGAGGUUCACUCGAUGCGUUUGCAUUCUCGUCAUUCCUUAAUCUCGAAUAUAUUGAUCUCAGUAUGAACUAUCUCUUUGGUACCAUCCCACCACAGAUCGGUAACCUCUCCAAACUUACCUAUCUUGAUCUGUCCACCAAUCAGUUCUCGGGGAAAAUCCCACCAAAUAUCGGUCUACUCACAAAUCUUCAGGUAUUGCGUCUGUUUAAAAAUCAGUUGAACAACUCAAUUCCUGAAGAAAUAAAUCAGUUGAAGUCCCUUGAUGAGCUUUCCUUACACAGCAACUCUUUACACGGACCCAUUCCUUUGUCUCUGGGUAAUUUAAGCAAAUUGGAGUACUUGUAUCUCUAUGACAACUCACUGUCUGGCUCUAUUCCUUUCGAGAUUGGAAACCUUUCCAACUUGGUUGAGCUCUGCAUACAUACCAAUAGUUUAACUGGUCCCAUUCCUCCUACUCUUGGAAACUUAAAAAGGUUAGUAUUGUUGGACUCGUCUUCCAACCAACUUUCAGGUCCCAUCCCUGCGGAUAUAGGGAAAAUGGAAUCUUUGAAGAACUUAACACUUGCACAAAACUACCUCGUUGGUCCUAUACCGACCUCAUUAUAUGGCCUAGAAAAUCUGACCUUCCUGUCUCUCUUCCAAAAUCAACUUUCUGGUCCCAUUCCAGAAGAGAUAGAAAACUUGAAGUCUCUUGUCUGUCUCCAGGUGAACGAAAAUCAACUCAAUGGUUCCCUUCCAACUUCAAUUGGUAACUUGAGCAAGUUAGAGAUUUUAAACAUUCGCAAAAACCAUUUCUCUGCUUCCAUUCCUCGAGAGGUAGAAAAACUCAUGAGGUUGACUGUAUUUCGAGUAGCUUGGAACCAAUUCACUGGUUAUUUGCCACAAAAUAUUUGCCAACACGGAUUGCUUCAAUAUUUUACUGCAAAUGGUAAUCACUUAAUAGGUUCGAUUCCAAAGAGCUUGAGAAACUGCUCGAGUUUAAUCAGAAUUCGUCUUGACCAAAACCAACUGACUGGAAAUAUAUCCGAAGUUUUUGGGGAAUAUCCGAAUUUGGAUUACAUAAACAUCAGCAACAAUACCUUUUAUGGUGAACUUUCACCAAAGUGGGGAAGGAGCUCACGGUUAACAAAUCUAGAAAUCUGGAGGAAUAACAUUACUGGUAGCAUACCACCGGAGCUUGGAAACUCAAGUGAACUACAUCUAGUUGAUCUUUCUUCAAAUAGCUUAGUAGGGGAGAUCCCGAAGGAAUUUGGAAGGUUGACUUCUUUGGUGAAGCUUACCUUAAGCAACAAUCAACUUUCAGGCAAUAUUCCUGCAGAGCUAGGGUCCCUGACAAACCUUGAGUUUCUCGAUCUCUCCAUGAACAAAUUGAGCACGUCAAUUUCAGGAUGCGUAGGGAGCUUCUUGCAACUGCAUUACAUGAAUUUAAGCCACAACGAGUUUAGCGGUGAAAUUCCAACUGAGAUGGGCACGUUGGUUCAGCUUUCGGUGCUAGAUCUAAGUCAUAACCAUCUCACGGGUGAAAUACCAAUGGAGUUUGGGAACUUGCAAAGCUUGCUGACAAUGAAUAUAUCCAACAACAACCUCUCUGGCAUUCUUCCCAGGGCUUUUGAGGAACUGCAUGGCUUGCUUUAUGUCAACAUUGCAAACAAUCAAUUCUGUGGUCCCAUUCCCAACAACACAGCAUUUCUAGAUGCUCCGAGUGAAGCAAUAUCAGAGGGGAACAAAGGCUUUACUAUUGGUACUUUUGUUUGCAUUAUUGGGAUUGUAUAUAAGAAAAAGGAGAAACUCGCAAAAAACACGGGAUGA
Juglans microcarpa x Juglans regia is the source of this 2121-nucleotide messenger RNA. RefSeq names its product MDIS1-interacting receptor like kinase 2-like. The transcript is spliced from 2 exons. The record is from RefSeq and is a predicted model, not a curated record. Bases 1 to 2121 code for a protein of 706 amino acids. Gene Ontology annotation, molecular function: protein binding. Lineage: Eukaryota; Viridiplantae; Streptophyta; Magnoliopsida; Fagales; Juglandaceae.